Messenger RNA from Manihot esculenta (cassava), 534 nucleotides. RefSeq names its product cytochrome P450 71AU50. Bases 1 to 534 code for a protein of 177 amino acids. The transcript has a single exon. NCBI's taxonomy places the organism in Eukaryota, Viridiplantae, Streptophyta, Magnoliopsida, Malpighiales, Euphorbiaceae. Gene Ontology annotation, molecular function: monooxygenase activity; heme binding; oxidoreductase activity, acting on paired donors, with incorporation or reduction of molecular oxygen. The record is from RefSeq and is a predicted model, not a curated record.
AUGAAGAAAGUCCAGAAAGAGUUGGAAGAGAAAGUUGGGAUGGAAAGAAUGGUGGAGGAAUCAGACUUAGAGAGCUUGGAAUACUUAGAGAUGGUUAUAAAGGAAACUUUCAGACUCCAUCCAGUGGCUCCAUUACUACUCCCUCAUGAAGCAACGGAAGACGCUAUUAUUGAUGGUUUUCUCAUACCCAAAAAGUCGCAUGUUAUUAUAAAUGCAUGGGCAAUUGGAAGAGAUCCAAAAGCUUGGACUGAUGCAGAGAAGUUCUGGCCAGAGAGGUUCAUGGGGAGCAAAUUAGACAUUAGAGGAAGGGACUUUCAGCUUCUCCCAUUCGGCUCAGGCCGGAGGGGCUGCCCUGGAAUUCAACUGGGGAUGACUGUGGUUCGACUGGUGGUGGCGCAGCUGGUGCAUUGCUUCAAAUGGGAGCUCCCAAAUGAAAUGGUGCCAAGUGAUUUGGAUAUGACAGAGGAGUUCAGUCUAGUGACUUCAAGGGCCAACCAUCUCCACGCCAUUCCUACUUAUCGUCUUCACAUCUGA